Messenger RNA from Formica exsecta, 1530 nucleotides. RefSeq names its product E3 ubiquitin-protein ligase ZNRF2-like. The record is from RefSeq and is a predicted model, not a curated record. Lineage: Eukaryota; Metazoa; Arthropoda; Insecta; Hymenoptera; Formicidae. The coding region runs from base 113 to 457 and encodes 114 amino acids. The transcript has 4 exons.
AGAGAGAGAGAGAUUGUCGGCGCGUGAAGUGGGAGAGAAAGGAAAAAUGCGUCUCGGGAGAGGAUCGCCGCGCGGGACAGCGGGUCACGGCUGAGGUUAUGUCGGGUCUAUUAUGGGAAUUAUAGUGAGCUCGUGUUUGAACGAGCACGAAGCUGAGGCCGUGGUCCCGGUGAACCGAGUGAGAAGGGUCUUUUAUGGUCUAAAGUGUCCCGUAUGCUCCAAGUUUAUCCUACCGGAUGAUAUAGAAUGUCACCUGGUCAUGUGCCUGACCAAGCCACGGCUCAGUUACAAUGAGGAUGUGCUAACGGAUGGUAAGGGUGAAUGUGUCAUUUGCCUUGAGGAGUUACAAUCUGGUGAUCUUAUAGCUCGCUUGCCCUGUCUUUGUAUAUAUCACAAAAACUGCAUUGAUAAGUGGUUUCAAGUAAAUCGUAGCUGCCCCGAACAUCCUGGAGAUUGAUUCGUACCUGUUGAACUUAGCGGAGCACAGUGGAACAAGAUGCUGGCCCAGAGGAGAUUUACCUCAAUGGGAUUGAAAUGGCAAGAAAUGGCAGAAAUUUAAAAAAAAGAAGCUAGUCAAGGUGGCUGCUAGUCCGCAAUGGUGAUUGAUGCGUGCGGUGAAUUGUUCGACUGAACGAGAUUCGCUCAUCAAAUCGAACACAUGAAAACACAAAUGUUUAAUUCAAUCCUCAACUUUACUAUUAAGCGGGGAACUUAAAUAACAAAAAAAUCGCCAUAGGAUUCAACGAUACACACACAAUGCUAUUACCUAUACGUAUCUAUAAUUAAUCUAUUAUUGCUCUAUCGCUUACUAUCAAUUGUACCAUAUUUAUAAAUUUUACUUAGUUUUACAUCUUGAACUCGAUUUAGCGCUUAAGCAGGACGAUCUUUGUUAUUAUAUUUGAUCAUGAUUUUUUCUUUUCUUAAUCUUUUUACGUUUUUUUUCUUUUUUUUGGAAAAAAGGGGACAGAACGAAUCUUAGUCAAGGAGACCUGCAUAAGAGCAGGUGAGCUCUACCUUAGAUAAGUUAGUUAUACUUUUAUUGAUUUUUAGUAUCGAGACGAUGUAUCGUAAUUUUCGUUGUCUGUUGGGGGAUGAGUGUUGGAAAGGAUAUUUUUGAUACUUUCAUAAAAGGGAGAGCCAGAAUGUAUAAGAGUUUCGAGCGCCGGAGAUGACGUUAAUGCUGUUGAUGCUGUAGUAACAAUAAAGGUUCUGAUUUAACCUUCCUUACUGAGAUUCAUACUAAUGUGAUAAUCUCUUUUGUUGUUAUUAGAGAGAAUUGACAUGCUCCGUGUGUUAUUGAGAUGUACAGUCUAUUGUCGAUUACACUGAGGAUUACCUACUAUAUAAUUAAUCUCUUUUGUAUAUGAAUAAGGAUUGACAUAACCCAGCAGGAGUAGUUUUUGUAAUACGAACAAUCAAAGUUUAUCAUCGUUCCAGUAAUAUAUACAAACCGUAUAUGUGGUUCGGCUCGGACUUGUAUUGCGUGAGGUUAAAAUGAAAACUAAUAAAGCAAUGUGUGAAAGGACAUAA